AUGUCCCAUCAGUUGUAUGGAUCUGGGUCCGAAAUGGACAUGGGCUCGACUCAUGAUACAAGCUUUGGAAGACUUGAAUUCAAAGCCGAGUUUGAGCAAGCUACGUGGUUUCGACAAGAAGCGUACGCUCGUAUUGUUGUUCCUGGGAUGCACGUAGCAAGAUUCCUUCCGUUGAGCUUACAAUUUAUUGGUGGGAAAAGGUCGAACAAGCUUAAGGAGCCACUUUAUUUGACCAAUAUCCGUGUUGAAUUACAAGAAUUCAGAUGUGUGCCUAACAGGGACUUUGAACUCACAGACAUCGAGGGUUUGGUGUUGUCAGAGAAGGAUGUCUCCUUGGCGAUCGACCCGCUGAACGGGAAAAUCAUGGUACCCCAUACGAUGUACAAUUGUGUGAUUCCAAAAGUGGGUCCCACGUUUUUUACCGGGGACUUCACCAGAACAUAUGGCCUAAACGUCACAUUGACGAUCUCCAGCGAACAGAUUCCCACUUUCAAGGCAACUGCGUUUAUCGAGCUUCACAUGGCAGUGAAAAAGUUCAUACGGAUGAGCGAAAAAAACGUACAUCAGUCCCUUUCGGGUUAUUUGGGCGAUUAUGGCGACGAAUUUUCCAAACGCAGAUUUUUCAUGGACGAUCUUCAAAGAAUUGAGGCGACUUCCGAUGGUUUGCUGUCGUUCAGCCGUUUGGGAGCAGACGGAUUCACAGGAAAGUUCCAACGGUACGCCUUUCUGUUGCACCGAAGUGGUGAAAAGGGAUGCGUUAUUCUAUCUGCUGAUAGGACUUACAAGUCGAAAACUUCACAAUGUGAAGAAGAUGGCAAAACCACCUUAGAAAACCCAGCGGCUAAGUGUCAGAUGUGGUUGAAGGGCUCUUCUGAAUCAACGAAAUCUCACACCUUCAAAGUGCACAAGAUGUUGAACAGGUGGAACAUGUUGGCCAGGAGCAUAAGGCUGUUCUCCACCAGCAGGCCACAAUUUUCCUUUGUGGGUGUCUCGCCUGUGCGCUUGGUCGAGGGCGUGGAGGUUUCCACAGAACAGAUCCCUCCAGAGUUCUGCAAAUCAUUCACCAAGGGUAAACAGAGAUUCAUGCUAGAUCAGAAUAUCGUCGUCAAGGGACCUAAAGGUGUCUUGAGAACUCUUGUACCCAGCUUUGUGAAAGUGAAGCAAGACGGUGAGCUAAUCACUGUCCUGGUUGAAGAUCCAACCGACAAGGUCCAGAGAUCCAUGUGGGGAACAUCAAGAGCUAUCGUGCAUAACAACGUCAUCGGCACGUCCGAGGGCCACUUAGCCAUCGUCAAGUUUGUGGGUGUUGGUUACAGAGCUCUUUUAGAAGAAGAGAACGGCUCCCAGGUUGUGGGCUUGAAAGUGGGAUACCCAUACACACCCAGAUACAAGGUGCCAAGCGACUUGAAAGCAUCCUUGCCGUCGCCAGCACGUCUUCUAAUUGAGGGCAUUGACAAGCAACAGGUCAAGUUGUUUGCAGCCCGAAUCAGAGAGUUCAAGAAGCCUGAGCCAUAUAAGGGUAAGGGUCUCUAUGUUGAUGACGAGACGAUCAAACUCAAGCAAAAGAAGAUCAAAUAG
Candidozyma duobushaemuli is the source of this 1578-nucleotide messenger RNA. RefSeq names its product mitochondrial 54S ribosomal uL6m domain-containing protein (gene MRPL6). The record is from RefSeq and is a predicted model, not a curated record. The transcript has 2 exons. Gene Ontology annotation, cellular component: mitochondrial large ribosomal subunit; ribosome. Gene Ontology annotation, biological process: translation. Bases 1 to 1578 code for a protein of 525 amino acids. Gene Ontology annotation, molecular function: rRNA binding; structural constituent of ribosome. Lineage: Eukaryota; Fungi; Ascomycota; Pichiomycetes; Serinales; Metschnikowiaceae.